AUGGCUUCCACUUCCGAUGCCUGGGCCGCCAAGAUGUCUGUAGAAGACUUGGUCAAGGGGGCAAAGGCAACCGCUGAUCUGGCGGGUUUGGAGUUUGCCCUAGACACCUCCUUUCUAUCAAGAGAAGCACUGCUGCAGGCCAUUCAGGCUACAGCAGCACCGAGCCCCCUUCUCGCUGUCAAGAAUGAGCCGGUUAAGGAUACCCAGCAGCUGCCGCCCCUGCUUGCUCAGCCGGUGGCUGCAUCUACUGGCAUCCAGGACACCCAGCUGGAGCAGGACACCUUCGCUGCCGCACCUGAGACCGCCGCCGAGGAUAUCGGGGUCGAUGCAAGUCAGGGCCCCGAUAGCCAGACCACGGAACCCGGCAAAGAGCCCGCCGCAGACACCCGUGCAGACCCUGGCCCAAGCGAGCAACCCACCGUCCGUGCAGCAAACUCAGAGCCCGCCGACACCGGCCCCAGCAAAGAGCCCACCGUCCGUGCAGCAAACUCAGAGCCCGCCGACACCGGCCCCAGCAAAGAGCCCACCGACACCGGCCCAAACAAAGAGCCCGCAGACACCGGCCCCAGCAAAGAGCCCGCAGACACCGGCCCAAGCAAAGAGCCCACAGACACCGGUCCAAGCAAAGAGCCCGCCGACACCGGCCCAAACCAACACUCCAGUGACACCUGUGCAGGCAAAGACUGGCCCGCCGACAAUCGUGCAGGCCCAAACAAGCCCGGUGCAAUCCAGCCCGCCGAAGCAAUCUCCGCCCACGCCAUCAGCAGCAGGCACACCGCAAAGAUCAAGGAGCUGGAGCAACAGCUUGCAGCAACAAAAGCAGUCUUGACCCAAGAUGCAUUGAGAAUGCGGUUAAAGAGGAUGUGCGAGCAAAAAAAGAAAUCUCACAAGUGUCAUGUCGACAAUGAAACUCACGAGCAGUAUGCCACUGGAGGGCCACAGCGAGAGUGGCUAGAGAUGGCACUGCUAGAAGCAUUGCAAGAUGUGGGAACGGUUGCACUGGGACGUGGCAAGGCAGCCCACAAGCAAGUUCAGGCAUCCUUCAAGGUCAGGGUGACACAGAUUCGAGAACGCCAGAUGCUCAAGGAGUCCGAGACGAACGGGGAAUGGCUCACGGAGGAAAAAAUGAACAAAUCGGGUGAAUACAGCAAGAAAUGGAAGUACGACAACAGUGUAACGGAGUACUUCGUUGAGAUUUCGACAAAACAGACCAUCAAGCACAGCGAGCUGCUGAAACGCAUCGAGAACAUGGAUCUUGGAGAUGCCCAGCUGCAUUGGGACGGCGAUAGCAUGAACCUGGGUUGCAGUCACUUCUGCUACUGA
Molecule: messenger RNA, 1323 nt
Organism: Symbiodinium sp. CCMP2592
Lineage: Eukaryota; Dinophyceae; Suessiales; Symbiodiniaceae
Source: the annotation of a GenBank genome assembly